Capsicum annuum is the source of this 2040-nucleotide messenger RNA. Its product is annotated as glucan endo-1,3-beta-glucosidase 4. Bases 558 to 1670 code for a protein of 370 amino acids. The transcript is spliced from 4 exons. The record is from RefSeq and is a predicted model, not a curated record. Lineage: Eukaryota; Viridiplantae; Streptophyta; Magnoliopsida; Solanales; Solanaceae.
CGAAAGUUUUAAAUACACCGUAUUGCUCCUUUAAUUAUAGUUUUUCAUAAUUAUUGUUCACUUUAUGGAUCAAAAAAUCAGGCAGGCAGCAUGGAUCCUUUGCCCCAUUCAAAGAUAAGGUUUCCACCCUUUGCUUUCAACAUGCAUGUAGCCUUGUCUGCAAUUUGCCAAGUGUUACAUUACAUAUUACUCUCCUAGUAUGAACUCGAACUUUGAGAAAUUUCAAAAAUAAUUUAUGCUUUUCCACAGUAGACAAGCCAAAAAACAAUUUUCAAUAUUUUCUUCAGCACAAAGUAAUCGCUUUUUUUUCUUCCUAUGUUAUUAUAUUAUACUUCAUAUAUAUACACUAGAAAGUUAUAUAUUCCUUACUUUUUUACUUUUGUCAUAUACCCCACCAUUGUUUAUCUCCUACUCAUACCUUUUUUUUUCUCUUUCUAACUUUUGCUAUUUAUAUGUUACUCCAAAUUUUUUCAUUCUGUGAUUAAAGACCAACAUUAUAUAUUUCCUGUUGUAGCUCCAUUGGGGUCUCUUUCUCAAGUCACACCACAUUCAAGAAAAUGUCCAACAUUAAAAUGACUAGAGGAGCUUCAAAAUUCAUCUUCUUAUUCUUCUUGUUUAUUCUUCUUGCCUGCAUUUCUGGAUUAUCCCCAUCUAAAAGAUUUGAGCAUAAAGAGCUUGAGAGGGAAAAGGAACAAAAAUUCCAUAUUUUCGCGAAACGACUGCUUGAGUUGUUACCCAUCCAUGCGAUUAAACAUGACUGGAUGGAUCCACCAGCGUCUGGAUUUCCUACAACCCCUAUAGUAAAUCCUGUUACAACUCCAACUAAUAUGCCUCCAGAUAACUCGGCUCCAACAGUUGUUACUGUCCCGUCCACAACUCCUAACCCUGUGACUCCAAAUCUUGGGUCUAUACCUCCGGCAGCUCCUUCUACAACCCCUGUGACUAACCCAAAUUCCAAUCCUCCGGUACCAAUAACUAAUCCAGUAACCACCCCCAGCACAAGUACACCUGUAAGUAAUCCUGUAACAACAAAUCCAAACCCCGUAGGUGGUGUUCCUGUAAACACCCCGGUAACGCCUCCUGCAACCACAAAUGCUCCUGCCACUGGAGGGCAGAGCUGGUGUGUCGCAAAGAAUGGAGCUGGACAGACUGCACUUCAGUCGGCACUUGAUUAUGCUUGUGGGAUGGGAGCAGAUUGUUCAGCCAUCCAGCAGGGUGGAAGUUGUUAUAAUCCCAAUAGUCUGCAAGGCCAUGCAUCUUAUGCUUUCAAUAGCUACUUUCAAAAGAAUCCAGCGCAAACAAGCUGUGACUUUGGGGGUGCUGCCAUGAUAACCAAUUCAAACCCAAGCACUGGUUCUUGUGUUUUCCCUGCAUCGGGGUCUUCUACCUCAUCGCCUGCAACACCUACUCCAACAACCACCACGCCAAUGUCUGGAACUCCAGCGCCAACAACAUCCUCGACAACAGGUGCUGCAGUACCAGGGUUAGCACCUCCAACAGUGCCAAAUGGUAACGACUCUGGUUUUGGAACGAUGCCCUCGGGCAUCAGUGAUAGUAUUCCUCCGACUACAACCACCUCACUGUCCAUGUCACACGGUUUUCAACCCUUAGUUGGCUGCAUUAUUCUAGUCGUCUCCAUCGUGACUAGUAAGCUUGUCUUGGAGAUUUGAGGAAAAGAGAAGCUCAAUUCGUCAAGUGCAAAGCUGGAUUUUCGGUUUCAAACUAUGUACAGUUCUGGGGGAGGAAAAAUGGAAGCAGUUAGGAGUAUUAUUCUCAGAGGUUUAGCAUGAUGACACACCUACACACUGCUUUAAUAUAGUUAAAUUAUUCUGCAUACCAGCUACCUAGAUAUGUAAAAUUCAUAUAUUAGUUUUAGUGAGAUUAUCUAUAUGUCUAUCACUUUGAAGUAGUAAUCCUUAUUCAGUAAGUUCAAUAGGUCUGAUGUUCACUGCUAUAUUAUUAUAUAUUUCCUUGCUUAUGAAGGAUCCUAGAUACAAUUGAAUUAAAAGUAUUAUAUAGCAUAGAAAAAUCAGUUUUUUA